AUGGCUGCCAUAAGCCUUUCCCGGCUGAGGCUGCUAAACGAUGUGGCUGUUUUCCCACUUACAGUCCCAGGUUUCUCAAGAUGUUUACAUUCUUCUAGUAUUAUCUGUUCUAGCUCAACUGAUUCUUCAAUGAAUAAUUUAAGAAUUGCCAGAGAAACAGCGUUAGGAGUCAGGCGUUUCAGUCUUCAAAGUUGGCUUGGUGAGUACUCUCAGAGCUGAACUUUUGAUCUGGCUAGUUUUAGUUAUUUUUUAAUUGACCGAAAGUUAAUGGUAGCGAUGUGAAAUAUGUCUGAAUAAGCAGUUCUUAUUUAGGGGAUGCUCGAUAUAGCAAGUGAAUAGAUGCACUAUAUCGCACAGGAAAAAAUAACGGAUUCCCAUUUUUGGAUAUUUUAGGGUAUUUAAAGAAAACCCAUAAAAAUCCCAAAUUUGGCAAAGUGAGACAAGUCCCAACCAGGGAAUUCCCAACCAAGUUCCCUGAUUGGGACUUGCCUCACUCUUCCAAAUUUGGGAAUUUUUUGGGUAUUCUUUAAAUACCCUAAAAUAUCCAAAAAUGGGAAUCCGUUAUUUUUUCCUGUGUUGUUGUGUCGUUCUAUUGUGUGAAGUUUAUCAUGUUAAUCAAUAAAAUUUUUAUUUAUUUAUUAAUGGUGGCAGUGCAUAGCCUCCCACGCAGGGCAGGAACGUGUGAUGAACCCCUAAGAACGUUUGCGUGGGAGGCUAGGCAGUGCAUUAAUGUGUAAGUGUUGGGACUCUACCCGCUACCCAGAAGGUGGUGUCAAAGUUCAAGACAUUUCCUGAACAGGGUAGCUGUUUUAUUAUAUUUUCUACAAUAAUAAUUGUCUAGAAACCUUUUCUACACAAUGUAGGAAUCAAGGCUUCCAUUCUGACAGAGGAGAAAAUAAACAAAGCAGAUGUAGGCUGCCCAAUCUGCAGUAGAGAUAUCACAUUUACUUACAAAGUAAGUUAGAAUAAUAAUGUUGCUAAUAGUAAUAUGAAGUAAUAAUAAUAAAUUCCAAAAGACAACAUUCAAAGAAACAGCUCACAUCUUGCAGAGAGUAAUAUCAAUCAAGCAGUGAGAGAGAUCCUUAGUCAUGAUUUGGUCCCUCCUCCCAAGGACCAAGGAAUCCUAGUUUAUGAGAAUGAAUAAUGAGAACAAUAACAACAACAAUAAUAAUAAUAAUAAUAGUAUUAAAGACCAAUACCAAUACUCAGGGUCUUGAAAUAACUGAGAAAUGAAGGUACUUCCUUUGCCCUGCAGGCAGCUGGACCUUCGCGUGGCUUGGAUGACCACGUAAAAUGGUGGUCCCGUCUCCAUUAGGAGACGUAAAAUAUAGUGUCCCCAAUUAGCACUUUCGUGCUAAAUACAUUGACACUCAAAUAAAGUGCUUGUUUUAUAAUAAUAAUAAUAGUAACAAUGGUAUUAGUCACUGUGUACUAAUUUAUUAUUGUCCCAUAGGAUGUGCUAUUUUUGUCACAAUUUAUGUCACCAAGAGGAUACAUUCUCAAUCGAAGAGUAACAGGUACAUAUGUCUUAUCUCUCUUUGAAACCUGGUACGUUCUUCACAGUCAUUUGUUUCACAAUAAUUUUUGAGUUUGAUCACUUUCCAUUUCUUACAACUUUUCUUAACCAAUUUACCUGCAACAGUUUCCAAGCAAAAACCAGUCACCUUUAUUAGGGCUAAUGCUGAGAAGGGUUUAUGGUUUAUUUCUAACAAGAUAACACUUUAGAAUUAAGAUUCUGUUCCAUCAUUUGUUACAGUGCAACUACUGUAACCGGGGCUACUUAGACAAAGUUGACCAAUCGGGUUACAGGAAAAUAACAAUACAUUCCAAGAAAGUUGGUUGUGGGCCAAUCAGCAGCUUGUAUAAAAGCAACAAGUUACGCAAAGCACAAAAUUAAUAUUGAUAGCAAGGAAAGCAAAAUGUUUCACCUGACAAUGUUUUUCUAUUCAAAACUUUGCAUACAACGCCCAGGACACAUAUUUCUUUGACACAGGCUGUUAUUUUGUCAUCUACCAGGAAUUUCUUCGCUACUAUUGCUGCGCUUUGCAAUAACAUGCAACCACAAGUAAAAAAUGUAACUAUCAUUUACGUUUUUUGCCUCAAUCAUUCACUCUAAUGGACCUCUUGGGAAACACAUGCUUUCUUCAGCAGGUUCCAAAGGUCACGUCUGUAGGUUGUAAUUUGUUGAUUUUGAUCCUUGUUGUUUACUUCGUAACGAGGUAAUUAUGAUUGACAACUAACUUAUCUCAAAAUGUAUUGUUAUUUUCCUUUAAUCCGAUUGGUCAACUUUGUCUAGGUGGCCCCGGUUAUAGUGGUCGCACUGCAACUGGUGAAAAAAAUUCAUUUGUUAUUGGAACAAAUUGAACUUAUCAACUUUGGUUAAAAUUUCUUUACAAGUUUCAAAACCAGAUUGCUUCAGGUUUUAGUCAUUGUUUGGAGUGUAUUUUUUUCUUUACAAACAUUUAUACUUGUACCUCAUGUAAGAACCCCUUUUUUCUUUUUAAAUAGUCUAUAAUGCCUCCUGGCUAGAUUAGUGUUUUAUCUAUUUUCUAGGUGGCUUUAUACCUUACAUAAGUGGUAUUGUCUUGUUCCUCUCUUUUUUUUCUGAGUGUGGUAUGAAAUUCAACUGAUGUACAUGUAACUUAAGGCAAGAAUAUUGUUUUUGCAGUUACGGAAAGGACACGGGCUGUAGUUUGCAGGGUACAUGUAUCGUGUGAUAAAUUAAUUUUUAUUAAAGCACAAAAAACAGUUUAUUACUCUAAAAUUCUUUAAAAUUCUUCAUUCCUUUCUUUAAAAGGUGUUUGCAGAAAACAGCAGCGAAAGUUAGAGAAAGCAAUCAAGAUAUCACAGAGAUUAGGUAAACAAUUCACUUGGCAACACAUGUUUUGGCACUAAAUAGGCCGGUAUGUUCCACUGUGAAGGGUAUAGUUUUCAAGCAAUUCAGUCUGGGACAGGGUAUAGAAAUCAGAGAAUUUGGGUCAAGAAUGGGGUACCAUUUUCCUUGAAACUGAUCAGUUGGCUGUAAGGUCUAGACUAGAGAAACUGGGAAUUACUACUCCAAGAAAAUAUAAUCAGCAAAUUGAAAUAUUUACCAGCAACUCUGUUUAUUGGCCAAGAAAGUGUAGACCUCAGUAGUCUCUUGAAAAAAGCAAUCCUUGGAUAGGGACAGAUUUUGGAAGUUUGGUGUAUUAUAGGAUAGCAAAGUUGAGAUCUCUAUUCAAAUGUUCUUCUAAAAUCAUACCCCAAUGACUGACAGCAAUCUUUAUCGAAACUAAAACUGUCACAACUGGCAGUAGCCCUAAAUAGGCUUUUGAAGGAGUUAAUUGCAACAUAAACAAUCAAUAUUCUGUCAAGGCCACUCCUCCCUCCCCCCUGCUUGGGGGUGGAAAUCACUUGGGUCCAUAUAGGAGAUAGCUGGUAUGCUCCUCGUCCUUGUUCAUGGUAGGAGUGUUUGUUCUAAUAUGUAUACUUGCCUGGAUCCACAUUUUGAACUUGUCGCUUCACUGCUCAUACUUUCAUUCUAACGAUUUUUGGGUAAAAAAAAAGGGUAAUACAAUAUUGAAUGAAAUCUAAGGGGAAGUUUUCAGGGCAAAAGACUCUUAGGUGCAUCCUGGUUACUGAAAAUAAGAAAAGUUUGGGACAGGUGGACUUCUUGGCCUGUACUUUCACCUUUAGAGACCCCUUUAGGGCUAAAUCCCACCACUGCAAGAUUGUGGCUUUGAAAUGUUGAUACAAGAACAAUGAACUAUAGAAGCCUCGUCUGUUAAGAGCAGCACCAGUGAAAAAUGAAAUCAUCAGCCAAUCUCUGGAAUGCAAAGAUUUCCAAAGGAUCCUUAAUACCGGUAGCUUACACAUUUUUUUAAUCACAAGCUUUUUAAAUGGAUAUUUUUUCCAGCCCUUUGAAUUUUGUGUAUUAUUUUGAGGCAUUACCUAGUUGGACGUUGUAUUGUAACUUAGAUACAUGUAAACUGCAAUGCAAUGUCUGAAAGACAAAUUUUCAUGAAAAGGAUACUGUGAGACAGUCAUUUUUAUGAUUACAUAUUUAUUUGAUAGGUCUUCUCCCGAAACUGGCCCCUGCACUACAGAAAGAAUUGGCGGAAAGAAAAUUGGCCGAGAAGAAGAUGAAAGUUGAGAAAUGA
This is a messenger RNA of Porites evermanni, 4139 nucleotides long. The record is from the annotation of a GenBank genome assembly. Lineage: Eukaryota; Metazoa; Cnidaria; Anthozoa; Scleractinia; Poritidae.